Molecule: messenger RNA, 402 nt
Organism: Phytomonas sp. EM1
Lineage: Eukaryota; Euglenozoa; Kinetoplastea; Trypanosomatida; Trypanosomatidae
Source: the annotation of a GenBank genome assembly
AUGCCAUUUCGCUUUGCAUGUGCUUUUUUACCCGGGGGGGGGGCGGCCCAUGCGCAACUCAAAAAGCAGAGGGCCGGGUCGGAGAUGAGCUACCUACAACCCUACCCAACGAAUCCCGCCAACUCGCAGGUUUUAUUUUACGUUGUCGAGUAUACCGGAACAAGCUUCCUCGGUACAACCAGUCGCUCCCCUAUUGGCCGCAUCGAGUUUGAGCUCUUCGACGACACGGUGCCCGUCACAGCGCGUAACUUCAGGGAGCUGUGCCGCGGUGCCCCUGGAAAGGCCCCUGGGGGUAAACCACUCUCCUACAAAGGCUGUGUAUUCCAUCGCAUCAUCCCGAACUUCAUGAUACAAGGGGGAGACAUCACGAACGGAAACGGCACCGGCGGCUGCCCCAUUUAA